This is a messenger RNA of Mesorhabditis belari, 255 nucleotides long. NCBI's taxonomy places the organism in Eukaryota, Metazoa, Nematoda, Chromadorea, Rhabditida, Rhabditidae. The record is from the annotation of a GenBank genome assembly.
AUGUCCAAUAUCGGGACUUACAGGCUUACAAGUGCGGCUUCCGAUGUCCACUUUGAGGCCACGUCUCCACUAACUCAUAUCACUCGAUCGCGUCGAACCGUUCGCCCUGUUGAAACGAGAUUUCUUCUUCGGCGAUGCCCCACGAACAUUUGGUGGAUUGAGAGGUCUUCGCGGACUACGCGGAAAGCGUUUUUUCAACUAAAGGGAAACUUCACGAUUUUGGGAUUGAAACUGCAACCAAACAAUCAUUUUUUU